AUGCCUUCAAUCAGUAUGGCCGCCCUCAAGCCGAUUCUUCUCUUCAUCGCCAUCUGGACCAUUGCCCCGAUACAAGUUUGCGCCGCCGAUGCCACCACGACCGCGACCGCAGCCUCUCCCGCAGCUACUCUUGUCCCUUCAUGCGCCAGGGGUUGUUUCCAGUCCUUCCUGGAAGUUCAUGAAUUCGCAGGUUCUUGCGGCACAACGCCGUCAUUAGAUUGCCUCUGUGGGAGGUAUAGCUCUUCGGGCGCUACGAUAGGCGAAGGUGCUGUCCAAUGUAUCGUCGCUGAAGCGGAAACAGGCACAUGCUCCAAAGAUGAUGCGAGCCAGAGCAUAAUAUCGAAAGCUUAUAGUGCAUGUAACGAACAGCCUAAUGCUGUUACACCAACCCUCAGGACCAUUGUCGCGACUUUGGUGACAUUGACGACAGCAAGCCCAACUAACUCUCCCACUCCUACUACUAUGAUAACCUCAUCGAGACCACCGACAGGAACUAACGCCCCAGCAAGCACUCCCACUCCAACGUCUACUCCACAAGAACCUAACAAAUCCUCAGCAGCACUCAAUGGAAGCCAAGUUGCCGGUGUAACUAUCGGCGCAGUUUCAGGUGUUUUUAUCCUUGUGGCCUUCGUCUUCAUAGCGAGAUGUUCCCGAAAGAAGCACUUAAACAAUGUUACUGCAAGGGACAAAAGCGCAUCGCUUGAUACCGAAAGAUCAGCACCUGGCGCUGGUAUGAAUGGUCGCCAGGGUAGCAUGCAAAUUUCAGCCCCUUUACACGUUGCAUCCGGGCCGGCCGCGUGGGCUCCGCAGCCCUACGAGAGUAUGCCCGCUGCUGCUGCUCCACGACUAAGCACUAUUGGCCAGGCGCUGACACCUGCGGGAAAUACGGCCACGCAAGUUGACAACACGACCUCGAACAACCAGCCCACAAGACAUCCCACCCUGACGCCGAGGAGACGAGAGUCGGCCGAAUUCUUUGCUGCUCUUGCGCGCAACGAGCAGCCCGAGCAAGUCCCUCGCCAGCAGUCCUCAAACGGCUUGAAGCCUCAACUCAAUGUUGCCAUUCCUCCAAAUCUCCACGGCACUAACAGGGACAGCCAGGUGACAGAGUUCGCCGAGGAUGGAGAGGAUAUGGAUCCGGAGACGGCAGGCGGAAACAUCUGGCGCCCACCGCCGACGGAUCCUACCUCGGCAUCCACUUAUUAUGUAGCCGACAAAUGGGGAAACUGGCGACGAAAGUCAGUCUCGACCCGGGAGCCAAACACAACAUACGGAAAUAUGCCGCCACCCAGGUCCGCGUCUUCGGCCACAGUGCCUCCAUUGAAGCUUGGAAAGAAACCGUCAGGACAAGGCGACGGCAGCCCAAGUGCCGCCUCGAGCGUUUACUCGGUCUUUACCCCGCCGCAAUCCGAGUACCCAGGGGCUGAUAACCCAAUGCCGCCGCUGCCUCCCUUUCCAAAGUCAUCAUACGCCAAGAUGUUGGAGAUGAACAGGGCCCUAGAGGCGAACAGCCAUGGCCCCAUGCUUCAGCGCAAUGCCUCAACAGCCAGCAACGGCCCUAUUGGCGCUCGCAGUGCCUGGCCUAAAUCCGUGCCAAGAGACUCUCAGACUACUACAACAACUAUCGCGGACGAUGACGAUUUGACAUCUCCGAACCAUGGGAACAGCAUGGUGAUGCCGGCGACAGCAGACGGUAUCAGGAAGAUGCUGGGAGGUGGCUCUUCGGCACCCCCGGGGUCAACAAUCCCGCCGCCUGCUUCCUACAACAUGCCCAAUAGCACCCGUUAUCCCCAAGCCGGAUCUAGUCCAGUUCGUCCUUCAUCAAGCCACUCCUGGACAUCAGCAGCCACCAACUGGCAAAAUGAAGAGUGCAGUCCCCUGAGUCCUAUCCUUGGACGCAUGCCCCAACAACCCCCGCAAGGAGCAUCAGCGCAAGCCCGCGCCAAUGUACCCGAACCGCAUUUGCUAUCACCACCGAUGCCGUCACAGCCGCGGAUGCCUACAACUACUGUAUCCUCGAACACCACCGGUCGCAGCCUGACGCGCCCGGGGAACACAAUGACGACGCCGGGACCCGGUAUGAACGAGGAGCCAGCCGUAUUCCCAGCAUUCCCGCCAUCCCCGGAUAGCUUCCGCUCAACCGGCAGCGGACUGCUCGCGAAGCGGCUGGGCGCCGAGCGUGCGGCCGGCUUGAGCCUCGAGAUGGAGGUGCAGCCGGCGACUCGGGCCCACUGGAUGCGGCAGCUGUCGCCGUCGUCGCCAUCUUCAGAUCCGGCGGCCGGCCUGCCGUUGCCUGUAACACCAGGGUGGGAGCCCAAGCUUACUCCGACGCGGCGGGGCGAUGACCUGUUUCUCAAGGUUGCGUGA
Molecule: messenger RNA, 2367 nt
Organism: Pyricularia pennisetigena
Lineage: Eukaryota; Fungi; Ascomycota; Sordariomycetes; Magnaporthales; Pyriculariaceae
Exons: 2
Coding region: 1-2367 (788 amino acids)
Source: RefSeq, a predicted model, not a curated record